UCUCGAUAUCCUUUUUCUUUGUCAAUCGAGUUUAAAGUUUAUUUGUUUUACUAUGAUUCGAUUUGCAAUAGUUGUAAUCUGCGAAUUUGAGAAGUAGAUAAUAUCUUAAUUGAUGAAUCGUAAACUAUCUUGAAAUACGGUGAAUUCAAUGUACAAUUUGUGAAUCUGGUUGGUAGACAGACUUUGAUUGCUUAUUGCGCCGCUUGUUUAGGUGAAUUUGUUGAUGAUGAUUUCCCUUAAUUUCUUCCAAUUCUGUAUGUAGUAGUGUUAAUUAAUGUUGCAGCCUUACAGGGGACACUGUAAUUUCUAGGGUUACGAUGCCCAAAAGAUCUGUAUUUUCUAAUUUUGUAUGUUGUAGUGGUGAUCAUUGCAUCUGUAAACUGCUUUAUUUGUUUCUCGUUUUGUUGUUGUGGGUGGGGGGCCCUUUUUUUUGUUUUCUUGAUUUAAUGCAUUGUGAAUCCCAUCUAAGUUUAUAGCAGGAGCUGGUUGGUGUAUUGUAGAUUAGUUUUUGCUCCUCUUGGUUACUGCUAAAAGCAUCAAUCAAUGCCAAAGUACGGAGGGGGUGAAGCAGUAUUGAAUAUGCAGCCAAACUCUUCAAUAUCUGUUGCAUAUCAUCCCCAAUUCGGUCCUCAUGAUGAUCUGAUACUCCUUGAACUUGAUGAGAAACUCCUUCAGGAUGUUCUCCAGCAAAAGGUAAUUAUAAGAGGGCAGCCUGAUGAAGAUGCAGUUCUUUGCACCCAGUUGAAAACUUAUGGAAUCAAGUUUGUGGGAACUUCUAAUUCUGUAUUUCUUGUACCCCCAUCUGAUCAAGCUUUGUCAUUUGAUGAUUUGGAAGAUUGUGAUGGUAAGGAUAAUGACUUUAAAGUUGUUGCCUCCGUCAUCAAGGUGGCAGCUGGUAGUAUGGAGCUAACAGAGGUUGCUCCCAGACUUGAAAAGCUUAAAUUGCUUAUCUCAGAGAAUCCUUACAGUUCUGAUGAAAUGGAGGAUUUGGAGGACAUAGAGAAUACUAAAAAGGGUUUGUAUAAAUGGGAUGACCUCGUUGACAGGGUUCAGGCCAGUGACAAUGAAUUGAGGACUGGAUUACAUGCUCUUUCAGCAGUGGAGAUAAAUGGUUAUUGGAGAAUUGUGGAUGAGAAAUACAUGGACAACACUCUGAGAAUGCUGUUGCACAAUUCAAUAUUGAAUGACUGGUCACUUGAUCUACUUCAUGAAGACGAAGUUGUGAAUGUGAUGAUAUCAGAUGGGUUUCCCCAUGAACUUGUUCUCCACUGUUUGAAUGUUUUCUGCAGCAAGAUGGAUGGCGGUGAGGGUAGAAUUCGCUCGUGGAGGUUGAAUGAUCGGCGAGUGUGUGUACAUUUUGCUAGACAAAUUUUGAGAGAAGGGAAGAUGAAGAUGGAGACUUUCAUGGCAGAAUGGAAGCAAAAAAUUCCAGAUGGAAUGCAGGCUAGCUUUGAUAUGUUGGAAGGUGAAGUUUUAACAGAAAGGCUUGGCGUUGAGACUUGGGUUCGCCCCUUUAGCCUCUCUUCGUUGCCCUCUACACCUGCACAACGUUUCUCCGCGCUCUUCAGUGAGCGGCCAAAAUGGGAAGAGAAAGAUUUGCAACCCUACAUCAGGGAUUUAAAAGUUCCUGGUCUUUCUUCAGAAGCUUUGCUUCUGAAAUACACUCGAAGAACGCAGCCAACUGUUGAUGCAGAACCUGUUUUCAGUGCAAGAUAGGAUGGACAAUUAUCACAAUAUGUAAUCUGGGCAUAAAUCUUUGAAGUUGUGACACAAUGUUAACUGAAAAACCCAUCAAUAAAGGAUUCAUGUUGCAUCUUGAGCGAAUUUGACUUCCCUUCAUUCAA
Messenger RNA from Tripterygium wilfordii, 1844 nucleotides. Its product is annotated as sister chromatid cohesion protein DCC1. Gene Ontology annotation, cellular component: nucleus; Ctf18 RFC-like complex; chromatin. The record is from RefSeq and is a predicted model, not a curated record. Lineage: Eukaryota; Viridiplantae; Streptophyta; Magnoliopsida; Celastrales; Celastraceae. The transcript has 3 exons. The coding region runs from base 544 to 1716 and encodes 390 amino acids. Gene Ontology annotation, biological process: mitotic sister chromatid cohesion; maintenance of mitotic sister chromatid cohesion.